AUGCCACAACAAAACACGCAAGCACCGCCAGCGCUGCACCCACCACAUCCGACAGUAUCCGACGCAGCCAUGAUGGAUCCGAUAGACGAGGCCGACUGUCUGCCCGACCACACACACGUACACGCACACGCACACGCACACGAGGUCCUCUCGUUGCCGCUCGCCAGCGACGACACGGAGACGGACGAAGACGUGAUGAUCGGCGGUGGCAGCAGCAGCAGCAAUCACACACAGACGCCGGUGCGGAUCUUCACGCCGCCACCACACAUUGCCGCGCGGUUCUACCGAUCGUCGGCGGCACAGGCGCAGGCCCGCCGCAAGGGCUCGGCCGCGUCGUCACGGCGGAACUCGAUCUCAUCAUCGACACACUCGUCGCACGGCUACAAUCUGGCCAACGGGGGGACGGGCACGCCGCAGAGCAAGCACAUUGCACAGCACCUGCGGCGGGCGUCGAUCCUGGCGGACCGCAAGGCGCGGCUGGCUGACCGAGCAGCUCAUGCAGAACAGGUGCGGCUGCGGGCGGCCAUGGCCAAGGCGGCGGUGCGGGACAUCUCGCUGAGCGAGGAGCGGGCACAGGCGGCGGCGCAGGCACGCGAGAAGAACCUGGCGGAGAUCGCGGCGACGUGCGCGGAAGAGGUCAAGAGGGCCAAGGCAAUUGCCGAGUCGAUCAAGGAGAAGCGCGAGCAAAACCUGCUGCGGCUGCGGCAGCAGAUGCAGGACCGGCUGGACGAGGCGGAGCGGCGUCGCGACGAGCUUCUGCGCAACACGGUCGACCGGUCGCGGUCGCGCGGACAGAGUAUCGUGGCGGCCAACCAGAAGCCGGUCGAGGUGAUGCCCAAGGUGGCCGAGGACAAGGAGUGCUCGUCGCCGGACGAGGAGGCCGCUGCGGCUGAUACCUUGUCGGCAGUGCCUGUCUUGACGGAAGAGGAGGCGGCCUUUCGGAUCCUCAGCUGGUGGCGGACGGCCUACCGGCGAAAGGCGGUGGCAGAGUUCCAGCAGCUAGGGCUAGCGGUGGACGGCGUGCGCGACACCUCGUUUGAGACGGUGGUCGAGCUGCUCGGCCAGGACAAGGUGCUGCAGACGACGGGCAAGGUGUUGCGGCUCUGUGGCUUCCAGGAGGGCAAGACCAGCUCGGUCAAGGAGAUCGUGGCCGUGCGGGCCUUUCUCAGCGCCUUUCUCAUUCUCGGCCACCCAACGCAGGUUCUCAGUAACAAGGAGAGCAAGGACGGCAGUGGAGGCGGCAGCACCACGACAAAGGCGCAAGGGCAGCAGGAACAGGUGGGAGCAGCUCCCGUCCCGCUGCCGUUGUUUUCUGUGCCGAUGGGAAAGGAAGACCUUGCUAAUCCGCAACUGCAGGAGCUAGUCGGCAAGGCGAGAGACCUGCUGAUCUGCUUUGAGACGAUCCUGUCGCGGCUGACGGCAGAGAACAAGUUUACGCCGCCGCUGUCGCUGUCGAGCGAGCUGGUGGAGGCGUACGACACGUUCUACGAUGCGUUCAUCGGGUGGAAGGCGCGCGACGCAUCGGCGCUGGUGGACGUGAUGAUCAAGCAGUUUGUGGAGCUGGAUGCGAUCUGGCAGACGGUCAAGGACAGCACGGAUCCGUCGGUGACGGACACAUACCGGCAGAGCAUCCAGCAGAACCAGCUGCUGCUGAUGGUGCGGAUCAAGAAGCUGGCCGGGCCGGAGGAGGGCAAGAAGAAGGUCUUCCAGGCGGUGCGGCGGGCGCGCAAGGCCAAGAUCGAGGCGAGCAAGAAGGCGGCAGCAGCCAGCAGCGAGAUGCGGCCGCGCGAGGCAGAGCACACGAUCGAGACAGCAAUGGGUGACCUGUCAGGGGCGUCUGGCUCGGGGACGGCCACGUCCAGCAGUCACGGAGACGGACGGACGGCGACAGCCGACGAAGCGCUGCCGUUUGGCAAGUCGUUUGCCGAGGUGCGGGCAGAGACGACAGCCAGCAAGACGCGGUUCACGGUGGACGGACAGCGGUACUCGAGCCACCCGCUGCCGGAGAACCGGGUGGUGGUGCACGAGCUAGCGAUCAACCGCAAGUUCCGGGUGUCGGCGGAGCAAUUCAAGCGACAGCAGGCGCUCUGGAUGGAGCCGGUAUUCUACCGGAUGCGCAAGACGAUGGGGGCAGGCAGCACGGAGGAGCAGGAGGAGCACUUUUACUAUCUGCUGUCGAUUGCGGAGACGAUGCGGACGAAGCUGCAGCGGAUGACGAUUCCGGGCAAGAAGAUGCACCAGUUUAUCGGCGAGCUGCUGGACACGGAGGUGGCACAACGGCAGUUUGCGGUGGGCAGCUUCUCGUACGAGCGGUUUUUCGGAUCGAUGGGCCAGCUGCUGCCGAAGCUGUGCGCACCGUUUCGAGACGAGGAGGUGCGGCAGCUGGUGGAAGGGACACUGCAGCAGGGCGACUACGUGGACCGACUGGAAGCGCUGCACUCAUUUAUCGACGUGAUGUUGACGGACCACGUGAACUUUCUGAUCAGCGUGGCAGCGCCAGAGCUGUUGGUGUCAUCGACCAAGUACGAGAGCACGCGGUUUGCGGAGCUGGUGCAGCGAGAAGGCAGUCUGCAGCUGACGGCAGCGAGAGCGGCGUGGCAGGCAGCCCGGGGCAAGGUUUUGGCAGAAACGGCGAAGCGAGAUCCGGAGGGCAUCAACCACGCCAAGUCGCGACCGACGGCGACGCAGUUCUACAUGCAGAUGCUCGUAGAUGUAUUCACGCAGCUGAGCCCGGUGGAAGCGGAGGCGAUGCCGGAGAUGCUGGGCCUGGAUCACGAACGAGCACUGAAAUGGGGAGCGGUGACGCGGCGGAUUGUGACGGCCGGUGCGGUGUUGCUGCAGUGCAAGAACCUGCUGAAGCGGGAUGUGCGGCUGCCGUGGAAGACGGAGGCGCAGCGGGUGAUGGCGGUGUUGGAGAAGGCGGAGAGGGAUGUUGUGGGGGGCGAAGGGAUGAAUGAAGGGGGUGAGAGGGUGAAUGAGGGGGGGAACGAGAGGAUGAGCACCAACAUCAACACUGACACCGACUGGAGCCAAGGCCAGGGAUCCUACAUCACCGAUGCCGGCUCAGCUACCCGACUGCAGACAGCACUUCAGUCUGCGGCAGUGGUGGACGGCGUGAUGGCGGCGCUGGAGUCGGGACGAUCGAUGCCGGCAGCAACACGGACACAGCUGCGGACAUAUGUGCAGCGGACGUUGGCGGCGAGCGGCGAGGCAGCGGUGCCGAUGUCGGCAGCAGCCGGAGCCGAGAGGACCAACAGCCCGCAGGAGCCGGUGCUGCGACUGCUGCUGCACCGGCUACGCGGCCAUCUGGUGCCACGGCUGACGGCAGCGGCGAUUUCGGCGUCGUCGUCGGCCGAGAAGACGCGGCAGAACAACAACACGGCAGGCGAGCGGCUGACGAGUCUCGGACUGGCCGAGUUUGUCGACCGGGUGCGCGAGAUGAUGGACGAGGUUGGCCGGGUCGGCACGAUCGACCGGGAGACGCACGGGGUGUUUUGGGAAGAGGUGGCCGAGGAGGCAGAGAGGGAAGAUGGAGGUAAAGUCGGCUCUUCAGGAGACUUUCCAACCGGCUCUACUGAGCCGGUUGGCAACUAA
Molecule: messenger RNA, 3594 nt
Organism: Grosmannia clavigera kw1407
Lineage: Eukaryota; Fungi; Ascomycota; Sordariomycetes; Ophiostomatales; Ophiostomataceae
Product: iq calmodulin-binding motif domain containing protein
Exons: 1
Coding region: 1-3594 (1197 amino acids)
Source: RefSeq, a predicted model, not a curated record